Paramecium tetraurelia is the source of this 543-nucleotide messenger RNA. RefSeq lists its product as uncharacterized. The transcript is spliced from 2 exons. NCBI's taxonomy places the organism in Eukaryota, Ciliophora, Oligohymenophorea, Peniculida, Parameciidae. The record is from RefSeq and is a predicted model, not a curated record.
AUGGUCAUCAAUACUAGAUUUAAACUCAGCAAACAGACAUCCAAGGUACUCCUAUCCAUCACAUCAAUUUAAGGCAUUGCAUCCCAAUUUGAAACCUAACUCAACGACAAGGAUGAAGUACUACUCUACAUCAAAGAACUAAACUGCAAUGGAUAAAACAUCAAGACAAACAUCGCAAUCAAUAUGAAACAAUAAAUUCAAAAGUCAACAGAAUCUGCUAUUCUAUACAAACAAAUUAAAAAGAAGAUCAAAAAAUUCAACCAAGUUUUUCAAAAAUCAGGCUAAAAACAGUUACUAACCAAAGAAAUCAUCCAACAUGGGUUAAAAAAGGAUCAAGAACAAGUACCUCGCAAAAACUCAGAAUCCUUAACCAUCACCAACAACGAUAUCAGCUACAUCAAAUAUCUUGAAUCAUUGAGCAAUGGCAUAAGCAAGAAAUACGUGAUUGAGUUUUUCAAAAAAUAGAAAAUCAGAAGUGAGAAGUUCAUUAAUAUAAUGUACCCAUCACUUCAGAUUGAGUAAGAACUAUUUGAAUUUUAAUGA